AUGUAUUCCUUUAACCGGCUCGACACUCCGCCUCCGCGUUCUCGUUAUCGACCUUGGUCUCCAGAGCCUAACGAUCCCCUUCCUUUAGCUUCACGACAUGCUUACGACGACUAUCAUCAGUCUGUACAAUCUCUGAGGCGGCACAGAGAGCCAUUCGAUGUAUCCGUAGAGGCAUUGGAUCUCGCAGACUACGCGAUGACUUUGAACCGCGAUUUGUAUGAUCACCCAGCUUUGGAAUUCCGUGCGCACGACCCGUAUCCUCCUUCCCCUGUAACUCGUCUUCUCGCUAGUCCUGAAUCCGCAUAUACGCCGUCCCUCGCGACCUUUCUCUCUGCCUCCUUCAACUUCUUUCCCUCAGCACACUUCCAUAGCGCUACCUCCUUAUCCAAUGCUGCACAGCCCUUGCGGGAACCCCAGACUGAACUGCGAGGCAACGACUCCGAGAUCGACAUCGCUAGAUUCCCUCCAUUCUCGCAUGCGUGGUAUGGCAACAACAAGUCUCCGAAUUUUUCAGACCCUCUCCCUGCCCCCGGAGCCAGUAUGUCACCGUUUGAUCCCGCGUUCCCCACACAUGUAUACGACACUAACCCGUACAAUCUCACUCCACCUCCGUCUUACCCAUACGACUUGAACUCCCGAUCCUCGCGCGAUCCUAAUAUUCUUCCCUGGAGCGCUGAUACUCCUGAUGUCAGUGGGCCUGUUGACCCCAAUGUCAAAGAGGAGCGCAUGCGCAUGCUGGAGGGCGAGUUUGGCAAAGCAGUAAAGAAAGACCGCGAGGGGGAGACAGCCAUUGGAAGCGUAGAUAAUAAGGGUAAGCUGAUCACAGAUGGCCCCAAGAAGAGAUUGGCCGUGAGGUUGGCACAGUUGCUGUUCUCGUUGACAGCUACCGUGGCUUCCAUAUAUGCAGCUGGGGUCAUCAAACCAAGUUCCACCCCACCUCCCUCCGGAAGGCUACCUUUAUACGUGCUUUACGUCCUCUCUAUUGUCUCAUUCCUCGCGACAACAUAUGUCUUUUUCGUUUACCCCUGCUGUUGUGGCCGACGCAGUAAAGAGAAGGACACAGCUUUACAAGGACCAGGCGGUCUCAUGGUAUUGCCCAUACAAAGCUUGCCAGGCGGGAAGAAGAACAAGAGAGGAAAGAAGAAGAAAGGUGGGGGCAGUGGUGACGCUGUGCAAGUAAAUCUGAUCGUGGAUCCUACGGUGUUUGGCGGUGAUCGUGAGCGCGAGGGAGAGUGGAAUGAGGAGGUGGACGACGAAGCCUCGGAUUUUACUCCUUCUGGCUCUCACGCGGGCCCUGGGUCCGCGCGAGGACGAGGACGCCUGGCCGCAAAGAGGCACGGCAUCUUUGCCGGGCUAGCGAUGGAGGCGCAGUGGAAGAGGGCGAGGAAGACGCUGAAGUGGGGCAUGCUGUUCGAUAUUGUCUCAAUAGUCCUGUGGGGGACGGAGUUCGUCCUUAUCCUCCUAGGUCCGCGGUGCCCAAGCUCAGGCUACGAUGGCUGGUGCGAAUCCUACAACCUGUCGACAGCCGCGUCGUGUUUGCUCUGCGUUGCAUUCGGCUUCAGCAUAUUCUUCGACAUCAAGGACCUGUAUGCCAGCAAGGUUUCGCCGAGGACGCGGACGUGA
Messenger RNA from Sparassis crispa, 1623 nucleotides. RefSeq lists its product as hypothetical. The transcript has 4 exons. The coding region runs from base 1 to 1623 and encodes 540 amino acids. The record is from RefSeq and is a predicted model, not a curated record. Lineage: Eukaryota; Fungi; Basidiomycota; Agaricomycetes; Polyporales; Sparassidaceae.